Cuscuta epithymum is the source of this 1027-nucleotide messenger RNA. Lineage: Eukaryota; Viridiplantae; Streptophyta; Magnoliopsida; Solanales; Convolvulaceae. The record is from the annotation of a GenBank genome assembly.
CGCCAAGAAGGAACCCCCACACAACCCCAACCGUUGAAGAGCUUGCCCAAACUGUCCAACAAAUGGCACAACUUAUCGGAGCGGCUCAAUCCUCGAACCGUGGGAUUGAUUACGCAACAAGAGUAGCCGGGCGGAACCCUCCAAAAUAUUUGGGCGAGGAGGACCAUCUUAUUUUGGAGGACUGGAUUCGCACCUUCGACAAACUCUUUGACUCACUCAACUGCCCGUUGGAGCAGCGAGUGAACAUUGCGGUGUAUUACCUGCACCAAGAAGCGGACCACUGGUGGGCCGCCACCGGACCAGCACUUCUCGAGCAACCGGGCUUUGACUGGGAGGACUUCAUAGUAGCUCUGCGUGAUCGCUUCUAUCCGGAUCACGUAAAGGAGGCAAAUUAUGACGAAUUUGUCAAUUUCAAGCAAGGUGACUUGACUGUUCAGGAAUAUCACACGAGGUUCGUCCAAUUGGCUCGUUUUGCCAAAGACCUUGUGUCAACCGAGGCCAGCAUGACCCGCAGAUUUGUUAACGGGCUUAACUACGGGGCCCAAAAAUUCGUGACUGUAGCAGAGCCACGAAACCUGAACGAGGCAUAUAGGAAGGCUGGUAAGUACUAUCUGGUACACCAGAAAGAAAGAGAGGCACAGAAGAGAGAUCGAAAGAAUGCUGAAAUGGAGCAGCAACAAAAGAAGGCUAGAACUGACCGCCCGGAACAACGUCAAAACAAUCAAGGCGGGAGAACCAUCCAUGGCCAUGGUCAGGGGAGAAUCCAGCCAACUCAAACACGGUACUACAAAUGCAAACUAUGCCCAAACAACCAUCCUGGGAAGGAUUGUGCAGGGAACGCGGUGAAGUGUUAUAACUGCAACCGUAUGGGGCAUAGGGCGUAUGAGUGCCUGGAUGAGAAGAAACCCCGGAUCCAGGGCCAAAACCAGGGGAACAACCGGACCGGGGGUGGGGAUAAUCACAUUAACAACAACCGUGGUAAUCCCGGAAGCCGAUCAACGGAGGGCAACCGUAACCCGGGCCAGGG